Ilyonectria robusta is the source of this 1200-nucleotide messenger RNA. RefSeq lists its product as uncharacterized. Lineage: Eukaryota; Fungi; Ascomycota; Sordariomycetes; Hypocreales; Nectriaceae. Gene Ontology annotation, molecular function: metallopeptidase activity. The record is from RefSeq and is a predicted model, not a curated record. The transcript has 4 exons. The annotation marks the transcript as partial.
GAGUCCCGGGCACGAACACCGCCGGAUAUCACUACCCCUGACCAACACACAGCCGAGUUCCAGGCCAACUUGCCCGACACGGCCAUCACUGGCGUGGAUGCUCAAGAGGUCGUCGUCAUGGAGGCCGUCAUGUUUGACUACUUUGUCGGCAACGAUCCCGCCCCUGCCGAUGCUGGUAACAUCAAACUUUCCUCCAAUGUUUCUAAUUGUAAAGUUGAAGUCCAAAAGCGGAGUCUGAAUGGUGUCUUUUCUCGAGAUCUGAGGAGCAACUGCAAUUAUGUCAAGUCGCUGGAUUUUGAUGUCUAUUUCAACUACAUCAGAAACACGACUGAUAGCGAACGCCCAAACAAUCUGGGGGACCGGGUCACACGUCUAAACGACGCCUUCGGUCCCCUUGGAAUCACCUUCAACUACAAGAGCUAUCAGCAGUGGGCGCCGCCCGAUUCCGGUUCCAACAAAGACUGGUCAAAGGUUAAACAGUCCGAGGAUCGACUUCAACAGUGGCAGACGCAAAGCCACACCGGAGACAUGAUGACGGUGAAUGUUUGGCUGGUCAAUGAUCUUCGAGGCAGUGACAAAAAGGAACUGAAUGGGUACGCCUCUUUCCCGUGGGACAAGAAGGGCACCUUGGAUGGCAUUGUCAUGAGGGAAGACCGCAUCAACAAGGAUGAUGUCCCCAGCUUCAUCCACGAGAUCGGCCAUUGGCUUGGGCUCCGACACACCUUCCGUGAGCCAGUGGACAAUACUGUCGACGAUUGCAAGGCAGCAGAUGGCUUAAUCGAAUCCAGUGUUACAAGUGGUCUCCAAGAUAAAAUGUUUUCUUGCAGCCAGACAACCUGUGACAGUUCCAAAGCCAGGGACAUCAUCAACUACAUGAGUUUCUCGCCGUGCCGCGGCAAAACCCCCGAGGACGGCUUCACCACUGACCAGAAGUCUGCCAUCUACUCGCGGGUGCUGAAAUACCGACGUGGCUACAGGGAGGGAGAGUGCACAGCUCAAUCCAUCGACUCGGGGGAAGCCAAGAAGAUGAAGAAGCGUUCGACUAUGCAGGACCUCGUGGAUGGGCAGUGUCCCAACGUCGGUGCUGCAGUGCAGGAUUUGGAGGCCCAGCCGACGGCCACCAAUCCGGGCGCUCGUUUUACCUCUGGUUCUGUCUAUGCGCUUGCAGCUGUGGCAUGCUCACUGUUCAUCAUCAUUUAG